UAUUAUUUUAUAUUGCCAGCUUAGUUUCCUUUAAGCUGUUUGUAGCGCUAGCUUGGUCUGGAAUCGUGUAGUACAAACCGGUGGGGGAAAAGCAUCAAGUGCUUAUCUAGGGUUCUGUAUCUAUUGCCUAAUUGCCUCGGCGCUACUGUUUUCGCCACUCUUCAAUCGCAGACUUCUACCAGCUAAUCAAUUAUAAUUGGUAGAAUGCAAGGAGCAGUUCAAGCUUUUUUAUUGCGUGGAAACACUGUGAAAAAUGCGCUCUUGCAACACAUUCGGGUGGUCAAUCCAGUUAUGCGACCCAUUAUGUAUUCCCGCUUCGAAUCGGUUUCAUCUACUAGUAUGGAAGAGCAUGGAUUUGAGAGCACCACUAUUGCAGACAUUUUGAAAGCAAAAGGUAAAGGUGCAGAUGGCUCCUGGCUUUGGUGCACUACAGAUGACACUGUGUACAAUGCUGUGAAGUCGAUGACUCAACACAAUGUUGGUGCUCUGGUGGUUGUAAAACCUGGGGAGCAGAAAUCAAUUGCUGGUAUCAUCACAGAGAGAGAUUAUCUAAGGAAGAUAAUAGUACAUGGAAGAUCAUCCAAGUCAACUAAAGUUGGGGACAUCAUGACUGAAGAGAACAAGCUCAUUACGGUCACACCUGAGACCAAAGUUCUGCAAGCAAUGCAAUUGAUGACAGAUAACAGGAUCAGACACAUUCCAGUGAUUGAUGAGAAGGGAAUGGUUGGUAUGGUUUCCAUUGGAGAUGUUGUUCGUGCUGUGGUGAUUGAACACCGUGCGGAGUUGGAUCGCUUGAAUGCUUACAUACAGGGAGGUUACUAGAUGAUGAUGAUAAAAUCUUGUAUGUUUUCACCUGUUUUAUUGCAUACUUGUUGGACAUAAGAGAACUUGCAAAUAUGCUCUGUUUUGUGCAUCUUCUGUCACGUGGCUUUAUCUUUAGUACAUGUCAAUACGCUGUGUUUUGUAAUAAUACCGUGCGGACUAACACCAUGUUGACUCUGUUUAAUGAUAAGCAUUCUCGUGUUGCUUCCUA
Messenger RNA from Durio zibethinus, 1033 nucleotides. Lineage: Eukaryota; Viridiplantae; Streptophyta; Magnoliopsida; Malvales; Malvaceae. The record is from RefSeq and is a predicted model, not a curated record.